AUGGCGGCCACGCCCGCCGGCCGGCGCCAGUCGCGGCGCGUGGGCGGCGAGGGCCGGCGGGCGCCACACUGCAGUGUGGUGUGGUGUGGCAAGAAGUGGCGCAGCCUGACGCCGCAGGACCGCCGGCCGUUCGUGGAGGAGGCGGAGCGGCUGCGCGUCAUCCACAUGCAGGAGCACCCCAACUACAAGUACCGGCCGCGGCGCCGCAAGCACAACAAGCGCGGCGGGCCCUCGCCGUCCGGGGGCGGCGGCGGCGGCGGCGCGGGGGCGGGCCAGGGGGCGGCUGGGGGCGGCGGCGCAGGCGCGGCCUCCCCGGCGGCGCGCAGGCACGGCGCCGCCACACCCAAGCUGCCGGCGGCGGGCUACGGCGGCGCCGUGCCGGCCUACGGCCAGUACCCGCAGUACGGGGGCGGCGGGGGCGGCCAGCAGGCGUUCGCCAAGGCGCCGCUCUACGGGUCGCCCUACACGCCGCUCAUGCACACCCCGGAGGCGUCGCCCAACGCCUCGCCAGAGCCCUCCGAGUCGCUGCGCCUCGCGCCCAGGAUGGCCAGUGCCGCCUCGCCGCUGCUUCAGUCGCACGGACAGAUGGAGGAGAGUCCGCGCUCGCAGCAAGACCAGCAGCAACAUCAGCAGCAACAGCAGCAGCAACAACAACAACAACAGCAGCAGCAACAACAGCAGCAACAGCAACAACAGCAGCAACAGCAGCAGCCGCCGCCUCCCAGCUCCUCGGCGUCGUCUUCCUCUGCAUCCAGCAGCUCCGCGGCGGGCCUAAUGGAGGACGUGAAUGCGGCAGCGCUGCCCACGCCGGAGAUGUCGCCCAUGGACCAGGACAAGGACAACUUCCAGUUCAGCGAGGAGAAGCGCGCCUACCAGCAGCAGGUGUACCGCCACCAGUCGAUGCUGAGCAGCGCCUACGGCCACCACGGGCACGGUCUGCACCAGCACGGCCACCCGCACCACGCCCACGCGCACCACGCCCACGCGCACCACACGCACGCGCCAGCCGGAAGCACCAUCGCCACCAUGGGGCUCAGCAACGGCGGCGUCGUCAUGAUGUGCACCAACCAGCGCGUCUACGAGCACAGCGGCGGCAUCACCGGCACCUUCUACCCGCCCGUCGCCACCUCGCAGGACAACCAGCACCUGUACCAGAGCAGCAGCUCGUCAGCCACGACCACGGCGGGCAGCAGUGGCGGGGGUGGCGGCCAGGCCACUCCCACGUACCUGUCGGGGGCUGGCGGGUACCCGGGGGCCGGCAGCAGCUCACCACACUACGGCCACCACACCAGGGCUGCGGACGCCUACCAGGGUGGGGUCAUGAUGGCUGACGAUCGGUACCCGCAACAGCAACAGCAGCAGCAGCACGUGGGCUACGCGUGCGCCGGCGAGGACGAGGACCUGAUGCUGGCCGGCGACGCCGUCGACACGCACGAGUUCGACAAGUACCUGGGGGCGCGGCUGCACGCGCACCACGCGCCGGGGCCGGAGCCCAUGGACUCGAACCACAACUACCACCACCAGCACCAGCAGCAGCAGCACCAGCAGCAGCUGCACGCCGCCUACUACGGCCAGCCCUCGGCGCUGGACGGGCUGGGCGGCCUGCUCAAGGCGGAGCCGUCCGCCGGCCUGGCCAUGGCCCAGUACGACAGCCAGGCGUGCGCGCCGCAGGACUUCAGCGACCACCACCACCACGCCGCGGCCGCCGCCGCAGCAGCCGCAGCCGCCGCCGGCGCGCCGGCCCAGCACAUCAAGACCGAGGACGACUUCAGCGUCAUCCUGGAGAACGUGCGCAAGACCUGCUACAGCACCUGACCGGCCAGGUAGACCGACGGCCGCAGGAUUCCCAGGUAGUCCUCACACAGCGCGACGUCCCAACCUGCAGCAAACGCCGACACGGAAUCACAGCAUUCUUCCCUGCUGUCGGUCGCUGCGGCGCUGCGGGUCUCGCUGGCGAGCUGUGGAGAGUUCCCACUCGCUCGCUAUACUAUCAACUCCCUCCGCGAGGUAAAUGUUCCUACAGACUGUAGACUGGCAGAGUGGGUGGACUAGUUUCUAGAGAGCCGACGUUUGAAUCCAGCAGUCUUCCAUUAAUGGUAACGAGCCCUAUCUCUUCUGAAAUCCGUCAAACUUCGGCGUCAUUUUGCGACUGAACGAUCGGAAACCGUCGCCGUGAAACGCCGCAGAACGUCCGAGAAGAAUACUAGCGCUGUCUUCGUUGUUCGAAAACGCGCGUCCCGUACAGGACUGGCCACGGACUUGAACAAAAAUUAUUCGAGUGAUUUUGGAUGCGUGUAACACAGUGUGCUAGUUGACAAUAUUGACAAAGACAUUAAUGUAUAUACCGUGUACAUAUUUAGAAAAGAGGCUUAUGGAUAUUUACAUAUACGUCCUCCGAAUAUAUUUUAACUACUGUUAGAUUUUGAUGCAUAUUAUUUACCUAAGCAUUCCAUAGUUUAAUGAACCAAAUAUUUAAUAAAAUUUUAUUGUUAUGUGUAAUUUUUACUGGAAACUUAUAUAUACAAGGAUUUGAUGAGGUGCUACCACGCACAGGGUACUGAACUGAGAAAAACGUAUCUACGUGAGACCAACUGAGAGUCGGUAACGGAUCAGGCCCGUGGCUGCAAUCCCCGUGUUCUAUGGCAGCCGACAUACGAUUUGCGCGGUCAGAAUGAACGGACCUGCGCUGCGAAAAGAACAUCAGUUCCGGGGGGCCAAGAAGCCUUUUGGUAUUCUUACAAUGUACUCGCCACCAGUUUCCUAUAGCGGCUUAGGUACGUGCUCCCUCUGCUGUAUGUCUGCAGGCAGACAUGUUUCUCGAGCCGUUGUGGGAAUCUCAGAGGGCAGCGGAGCGCACAUCCGGUCAGACGCUGCCCUCCCCUUCCCGCGACCGCUCGGGCAGGCGCCCACAUUAUCAUAGCCGUACCUCUCCGAUCCGUACCGCCCGAAACCACUGCGCUCUUCCACCUCGCACUAACGGAUUUCUUACUCGUCACAUCGUCCAAAAUAUUCCUUCAGGGGACGUCUCCAGAGAGAGACGUUUUGCCAUACGAAAGACUUCGUUCAAGCACAAUUGUCUUCCGACAACAAUACAUACAGGUAUGAGUCAACUUAAAGCUGUGCCUUAUGGAAAGGACCAACCGCGAAUUUUUAAACUGAGCGAAUGAGUUGAGUAAGAAGAAUCUGUAGGCAUAUUUUUACAACUGCUGUGUAUAAGAAGCGAGCGUAUUCGAUGUGCCUUUCUACCAAACAAUACUGGUUGGUUGCUCAUCACCUGACAAGUAACGUCUUGUAACUGUUGAGAUGUAUGAGCACAGCAAAUAGAGUGUUGUGAUGAAUACUGUUCAGUUGCAUUCCAUUGCGACCAACACACACCGUUAAGCAGGCAAUCAGGCAAAUGACAUGAAAGAUAAUCGAUUUCCGAUGCUGCACAGCGUCUCCUGCCUACUGUAAGCACGAAUUGUGAUACCUAAGGUGGAUACAGAGGCACGUAAGGCCCUUUAGUUCGGUUUAUCAGUAAAACGGCGCCGAAGUACACAUUCGUACUGGCUGGAUUAGCUUCUUAACGGUGCCCCUGAGCACUAUUUCCACCUAGGACGCUGAAUGUCGAACGAACAUUCCACGAGAAGCCUUCUUUAAAAGACUCCCGUUCAUUUCGAACAGUCAGGUUUUCUCAGAAAGCACUGAAAAAUACAGGGUAAUGUUGGGAAGCUACUGAGAUCCCCUACUCCAGUGAAAUAAAAAAGACAAUAAUGGAGAAGAGAUAGAUUCUAUUAAGUAGCGUUUUUAUGAGAGAAAGUAUUUUUAAUAAUUGUGUGAGAGAGACUAACAGACAUAGUUUGUGCUCUGUUACCUUCCAGCACUGCAAGACAGUCGGAACCGAGAGAAUAUCUCGUUUCCUACACCUCGUGGGUGAAACCUCGAAAGUAGCGGUGUCUCCUAGAAGUGAAUCCCUCCGUGUUCGGAUGAGACACUCAUUUCUAGCCUUAUCGCUAGUAUAAAAGACGCAUGUACUACUGAAAGAGAAAGUAAUAAUGCGAGUACGUCCUGAUUUAGAACAUCUGCUUCAACUUUGAUUUGAUCUCACUUUUUAAAAGGUGAAUUCUUUAAUUUAUUAAAAAUUAUUAUGUUUGGGUCAUCAAAUGGAUAUUAAGUUAGUUGAUGGUUAUAGAUUAGCUUAUAUUUAGAUAUCAUAGUGAUUAUAUGAGCAAUAAAGUAAUUGGCUUGUUAGGUAGAACUGUCCACAGCUAAGUUUUAUUGGUAAAUAUUUUUGGAAAGAAAAGUCUACAAUUUUUCCCUCUGUUGAGGCAGAUAUUUCCGUCUCACGGAUAAAUGUCACGUAUGUCAUCUAAAUGAUCCUCAGAUCUGCACAGCAAUAAAACUGUACAAGGAAACCAUAAGCUGUUUCUACAUUUUACUGUUGUUAAAAAUAAAUGCCUGCCACGAUUUAUGAUAAAUUGUGUAUAAUAUAUUUUCUGUAUAUAAAGUGUAUUUUCGGACUGUUUUUUAAUUACGUACCUGUUACAUAAAUGUACCAUACAUAUUUCAAUAACAUGUUAU
Molecule: messenger RNA, 4560 nt
Organism: Schistocerca americana (American grasshopper)
Lineage: Eukaryota; Metazoa; Arthropoda; Insecta; Orthoptera; Acrididae
Product: putative transcription factor SOX-15
Exons: 6
Coding region: 1-1815 (604 amino acids)
Biological process (GO): cell differentiation; anatomical structure morphogenesis; regulation of DNA-templated transcription
Molecular function (GO): DNA-binding transcription factor activity, RNA polymerase II-specific; RNA polymerase II cis-regulatory region sequence-specific DNA binding
Source: RefSeq, a predicted model, not a curated record